Molecule: messenger RNA, 1725 nt
Organism: Mesorhabditis spiculigera
Lineage: Eukaryota; Metazoa; Nematoda; Chromadorea; Rhabditida; Rhabditidae
Source: the annotation of a GenBank genome assembly
AUGGCGACCAAGAAAUUCAUCAACGAGCCGGACGACGUCGUUGACCAUGCCUUGCACGGGCUUGUCAAAACCAACGAAAAAUUGCGCUAUCAUCCGUCGUGUUCCCGAGUUAUCCUGCGCACCGAUUACAAAGACUACCUCGAGGGCGGAAAAGUGGCGCUGCUCGCAGGAGGCGGCUCCGGUCACGAACCGUUUCCGGCAGGUUUCAUUGGUAGCGGGCUACUGACUGGGGCGAUUUGCGGGAAUGUUUUCGCCUCACCCCCGAGUCAACACGUGUUUGCAGCCCUCGACGAGACUAGGGGCAAAGCCGGGACUGUGCUUUUCAUCAUUAACUAUACGGGCGACAGGCUGAACUUUGGGUUUGCUGUCGAAAAAUAUAAGCGAGCUGGCGGAAAGGCGAGAGUGGUCGUGAUUGCCGACGAUGUGGCUUUCGAUACCGGGGAGAAUCGGAUCGGAAGUCGAGGGCUGGCUGGAUGUACCCUAGUUAUGAAGAUUGCCGGAGCAAUGGCGGAACAGGGAAAAAGCAUGGAUGAGAUAGCCGAUUUUGCCGAGAAAAUGAACGCUGGCUGCGCUACCCUCGGAGUGAGUCUCUAUCCUUGUAGUCUACCCGGGAGGCCCGCUAUGUUUGAGCUGGAGGAAGGGAAAAUGGAGGUAGGCCUCGGCGUUCACGGUGAACCCGGUAAAAAGCGCGAGGAUGUACGUGAAGUCAGGAAACUUAUCCGCCAAAUCAUGGACCAAAUCCUACAAAGUAAAACGAUCGGGGGCACGGAAAAACGGCUGGUGCUGCUCCUCAACAAUCUCGGCGCUGUUUCCCAGCUCGAAAUGGGCGUGCUACGAGGGGAAGUGGCGAAUUACGCAGAAGCAAAGAGCCUCGACAUUGCACUGUUUUUCCAUGGCACAAUGAUGACGUCGCUAGAUGGGAAAGGAAUUAGCCUGACGGCGCUUCGGGUUGAUGAUGAGGCUGUAAAGAUGCUAGAAGCGGAAACGGCUGCUGAAGGCUGGACUCGGCCUCAUAAAGGCUUCGCCAUCACCACUUUUGAGCAACGAGAGGUUGAAGAUGAUGCGGGAAUGGAGGGCCUUGAGAAAAAGGGUGCAAAGCUGAAUUCAGAUGAAAGCUGGCUUCUUCGCAAUUGCGUCGAAGCCGCUUGCCAGGCAAUGCUCGACAAUCGGGAGAAGCUGGAUGAGCUGGAUGGAGCUGCGGGUGAUGGAGACUGCGGUCAGACGAUGGCCCAGGCUGCCAAGGCGAUACAAAAAGCGGCAGGAGAUCUGUCUUGGGAGUAUCCUUCAACGCUGUUUUCUCAGCUGGCCCUCAUUUUCCAAGGGUCUAUCGGCGGAACUGGAGGGGCGAUCUACGCGUUGCUACUCGAGUCGGCUAGCGACUCCUUCGAAACCUCAGCUCAUCCAAGAGAUUUUGGGCAGGGCUUGAGGAAGGGGAUCGAGACGGUGAUGAAAUAUGGGCGAGCGAAGCCCGGCGAUCGAACAAUGGUCGAUACGCUACACGCCGUUGCCGAAGCCAUGAGUUCCGAUUUUUCGGCUACUAAAGAGACGGUUUCCGAAUUAUGCAACAUUGCUAACGAAGCUGCCGAGAAAACAGCGGAAAUGAAGGCGCACGCAGGCCGGGCGGCAUAUACCGCAGAGGAUGUACAAACAAAACCAGACGCCGGGGCUACUGCGGCUGCUAUUUGGAUCGAAGCUAUUGGGAAGAAAUUCGAGGAAAAGAGAAAA